GGGGAGAGCAAUGGAGGCCGCGGCCGCCUGAGAGGCGGGUGCGCUGCUGGUGCUGCUGCCGCGGCGGCUGCUGCUGUGGAGGCUGUCGCGCGCGGUGCAGCCGAGUCCGCCGCCCGACCAGGACCGCCGGUCGUCUGCCAGCGGCUCUGUCAGCCGGAGCGCCAGGCGGGGACCUCAGCUUACAAGAGCAGUGAUUCCCAGGCUUCCUCAGCAAUGUACCCCGUUUCCUGACAUUUACAGCUGAAGGCGAAUUUUCCUUUUUGCAAGGAGAAAAUUUUGGUGGAGGAUUAUCCAACAAGAAAAGGACUUGUGGCUAUUAAGAUAGUGAUGUUUAACAAAAUCAUGGCCAUGGAGGAAAUUAAACUUACAAAGAAGGUCCAUAAUGAGGCUGUGAGUGCUGAUGUUUCAGGCAAGAAGAAAAAAUUUCAGCCUUUUAAGAAGUUGUUUGGCAAAAGGAAAAAGAAAGACACUUCAUUGUUCCGGGCGCAGUCAGUGGGGAAGAAGAGUUAUUCUCACCAGAGUGUCAGCAAUGGGACCUUCUCUUCGGAUGAGGAGACCCUGGAAGAUGAUCUAAGGUCCUUCAACUAUUCUAUGGGAUCCCGGGCAUUUUCCCAUGACAGUAUUUUUAUCCCUGAUGGGGGAGCAGAAAGUGAGCAGACAGUUCAAGCAAUGUCACAGGACAACAUCCUGGGCAAAGUCAAAACUCUUCAGCAACAGUUGGGCAAGAAUAUCAAGUUUGGGCAGCGGCCACCCAAUGCCAUUCCCAUGAAGAAGGCAAACAGUGGAGAGGCUGGCUUAGAAGAGGAUCUGUUCCUGACCAGUCCCAUGGAAAUUGUGACUCAGCAGGACAUCACCCUCUCAGACGCUGAGAACAAGUCCAGUGAUACGCCAAGUUCUCUAAGUCCUCUGAAUCUCCCUGGAGCUGGAAGUGAGAUGGAAGAGAAGGCUGCUCCUGUUAAACCGUCUCGGCCAAAGAGGCACUUCUCUUCUGCUGGCACCAUCGAAAGUGUCAACUUAGAUGCCAUCCCCCUGGCCAUCGCUCGCCUGGACAACAGCGCCGCCAAGCACAAGCUGGCUGUGAAGCCAAAAAACCAGAGGGUGUCAAAGAAGCACAGGCGCCUUGCCCAGGAUCCACAGCAUGAGCAAGGGGGCCUUGAGAGUCGGGCCCCCCUGGACCAGAACGGACACCCAGGCGAGGACAAGCCAACGUGGCACGAAGAGGAACCCAAUCCGCAAGAUUCCGAGGAAGAGAGACGACGCCAAGAAGACUACUGGCGAGAACUGGAGGCCAAGUGCAAGCGGCAAAAGGCGGAAGCCGCCGAGAAGAGACGCCUGGAGGAGCAGAGGCUGCAGGCGCUGGAGAGGAGGCUUUGGGAAGAGAACAAGAGGCAGGAGCUCUUGGAGGAGGAGGGCGAGGGGCAGGAGCCGCCGCUAGAGGCGGAAAGGGCGCCGCGGGAAGAGCAGCGGCGGAGCCUGGAAGCGCCUAGUUGGGAGGACGCCGAGCGGAGGGAGCGGGAGGAGCGUGAGCGCCUGGAGGCCGAGGAGGAGCGGCGGCUGGAGGAGGACGCCAGGCUGGAGGAGCGGAGGCGGCAGGAGGAGGAGGAAGGAAGGCACGCGGAGGAGCUCAGAAGGCAAGAAGAGGAGGAGGCCGAGCGAAGGGAAGAGCUGGAACAGCAGGAGGAGGUGCAGGGGCCGCCCGAGGCGGCGGAGGAGUUUGGGGAGGCCUGGCAGGGCCCGGAAGAGGAGGAUCUGAAGGAAGAGGAGGAAGGGGAGGAAGAGCAGGGCCAGGCGCACCUGGAGGCCGAAAGGGACCAGCUCAGCGCACUUCUGAGCGACUUUGAGGAGAGCCCAGAAGAACAGGAACACCCAAAACCCGAAGGACAAAGAGAGCACUCCGAGGACCCAAGCAUCUGCGAGGAGCAGAACCCAGAGGCCCAGAGGGCAAGAGAGCAGCAGGGAGGGAGCGGGGAUGUCCAGGGGCCUGAUCAUCCUGGGCCCGAGGAAGAGACAGAAGGGGACACGGAGCCUCCUCCGAAACCAGAGGGGACCGUGGAAGCUGCGCAGCCUCGGGUGGAGAGGAAAGAAGCCGCCGUUCCUGCACAAGGCCGCAAGGUGGAGGAGCUGCGGUGGCAGGAGGUGGACGAGAGGCAGAGUAUGCCCCGGCCCUACACGUUCCAGGUGUCCUCCGGGGGGAAGCAGAUUCUCUUCCCCAAAGUCAACCUGAGCCCUGUGACGCCCGCAAAGGACACGGGGCCCACAGCUGCCCCCCAGGAACCAAAGGCCCCCAAAGCCAGCCCGGCUGCACACGUCCUGCCCUCGUCCCUGAGUGUCCCCCACACAGCCAUUCUGGUCACUGGCGCGCAGCUCUGCGGCCCGGCCGUCAACCUGAGCCAGAUCAAGGACACCGCCUGUAAGUCGCUCCUGGGCUUGUCGGAGGAGAAGAGGCACGCGGACACCCCCGCUGCGGAGAACCCUCCCCGAGGCCCCGGCGACGCUCGGACUGGCAGCGGGAAGGCCAAGCCCCCGCAGGAGCCUCCCAGCAGCGCGGCUGCGCUCGCAGAAUGGGCUUCCAUUCGGUCCAGAAUCCUGAAGAACGCAGAGAAUGACCCGCGCAGCAGCGAGAGGGAGCCAUCGAUGCCCGGAGAGGAGCCCACUCCCAGGGGCCGGUGUGAUUCCCGCGGGAACCUCCGGAAGACCCCGCCAGUCAAUGCAAAGUUCUCUAUUAAGCCUGCCUGGCAGAAAUUCUCCGAUGGUGGCACGGAGACCUCCAGACAGAACACGGAAGCGGAAGGCAUUCGAAAAAAAACCCUGCUGGGACCCGGCGAAGAGACAGCCCCCCAGUCUCCUCCUGCUGGUGUUCGCGAGUUCGGGAAGGGUCCGGAGAAGUCGGAGUUGCACCAGGAGCCCGCAGACACCACCGAGGGAUGCAAAUUUGCCAAAGACCUCCCGUCUUUCCUUGUCCCAAGCCUUCCUUACCCUCCGCAGAAAGUCGUGGCCCACACAGAGUCCGCGACCUCAUCGGACAGCGAGACCACAAACGUGAUAGCAAAGCCAGACCCUGUGAUGCCAGGUGGGGAGGAAAAAACCUCCCCGUUUGGAAUAAAACUGAGAAGGACCAACUACUCCUUGCGCUUCAACUGCGACCAACAGGCCGAACAGAAGAAAAAGAAGAGGCACAGCAGCACCGGAGACAGCGUGGAUGCAGGGCCGCCCGCAGUGGGGAGCGCGGGUGGAGAGAAAGAGACGGAGGGUGUGUCCAUCAAGCAUGGCCCAUCCCUCCCCCAGGAUCGGAAGCAAGCCCCCUCCAUCCGAAGGGACUCCGCUGAACCUCCCAGCAGACGCUCUCCUCCUGUGGCCCAGCCUGGGCCCCCACCGGCUAGCAGCCAGACCCCGGCUCCAGAGCAUGACAAGGCGACAAACAAAAUGCCAUUGGCACAGAAGCCAGCACUGGCUCCCAAGCCCACCAGUCAGACCCCACCGGCAUCCCCACUUUCCAAACUGAGCAGGCCCUACUUGGUAGAGCUGCUGUCUCGCAGAGCGGGGAGGCCGGACCCAGAGCCAAGUGAGCCGUCCAAGGAGGGCCAGGAGAGCAGUGAUCACCGGCCACCCUCGCCCCCAGGCCACGAGGAAAGGAAGGGACAGAAGAGGGACGAGGAGGAAGAGGUGACAAAGAGGAAACCUCCUUCCCCACCUCUGCCUGCCGCUCAUCAAGUGAAACCUUCCCAAACGCCCGAGGCCGGGAGGAAAGAAAAGCCGAUGCUUCAGAGCAGGCACUCUUUAGAUGGCUCCAAACUUACAGAGAAAGUGGAAACUGCGCAGCCGCUGUGGAUAACGUUAGCACUGCAAAAGCAAAAGGGGUUUCGGGAGCAGCAGGCAACGCGGGAGGAGAGGAAGCAAGCCAGAGAGGUCAAACAGGCGGAAAAGUUCUCCAAAGAAAAUGUCAGUGUCAACCCGCAGCCUGGAAGCAGCAGUGUCAGCAGAGCAGGUUCCCUGCACAAGUCUGCUCCACCGGAAGAGAAGAGGCCCGAGACUGCAGUGUCCAGGCUUGAGCGCAGAGAACAGCUGAAAAAGGCCAACACACUUCCUACGUCUGUGACAGUGGAGAUCUCUGAUUCGGCUCCCCCAGCACCACUGGUGAAAGAAGUCACCAAGAGGUUCUCCACCCCGGAUGCUGCCCCUGUGUCAACAGAACCAGCCUGGCUGGCUUUGGCCAAAAGGAAAGCAAAGGCUUGGAGUGACUGCCCACAGAUCAUUAAGUAAAGAGUGACUCUCACCCAUCCCUACUGCCAGUUAUUGGCUCCUCUCUUGCCCUUUUUUUAAUUUAUUUUUUAUAUGGGAUAAUGAAAUCAAGCUAGGGAAAAGAAGCAUGUUUUAUAGGCUCUAAAAUAAUGUCGAGAAACUGAACUGGUGGUGUUCAUUGUAAAGAGUGGAUUUGCACAACCCUAGGUCCUGGUGCCUUGAGCUCCUCCUAGUUCUCGAGAGAAAAUUCUGUCCACAGGACCACAUGAAGCAAAAUCUCUAAGCUAAGAACUCCUCAUGAGAGCCUGCCAUGCCCAUUCCAUGGCCUUGCACACACACUCACCCACACACCAUUCAGAACAUGUACUUUUGCCAACCUUUUGUAAUGGUUUUUUUGAUUCUACACACUAAUUUUCUUUGUCCAAAACAUUUACUCUACCCUAUGUUUGGGCAUGUUUAUCCUUUCUGCAGUAGUGGUGAAAGGAUCAUAUAUAGCUAAAAGCAAGAAUGCCCAUUCUCCUGAAUGCAGUGAGUAACUGGGAAUCACAAGGAACAUUCUGGCUCCCAACUGUGCCCAUGUUAGUUUUCAUGAGUUUUCCCUACUCUGGAGCUGUAAUACAGAAGGCACAUCCAUUCACAGUGUGAGGCCCCAUUAUUCCCAUACCCUCCUUAAGGACAUGUGAAGCAUUUGGCCCAGUUGGCUCCUAGAGAAGAUUUUAAUUUAAUGUAGUGAAGAAAGGAAAUUCUAGAUCAGAGCUUCAAGUUCCCUUUCUGUCUCUGAGAAUCUCCCUGUAGGGCAGCGGUUCUUAUGAUGUGUAGGCUCCCUCCGAGGCCUACUGAAUCAGAGCCUGUGGGGACUGGGCCAGGAAUAUGUAUUCUGGCAAAAUCUCUUCAGAUAAAUUCUGAUAGAUCCCAAAGGUUAAGAACUUUGGGAAACACUGAUCCUAAUGUAAUCUAGUUUUUCAGACUCUGAAGGGGAGCCUCAUUCCCUCAAAAAGGACCAGUGAGAUGGGAAAAAUAACGCCCCAAGCCAGCCAUUUAUUACAAGAAACAACAGGUUAUUGGCAUUACAUGUUUGAAAAUUCCCUUUGGUCUUCAGGGAAAAUUAACAGAAAGCCAAGAUUUGGAGCCUUUAUAAUAAGGACUUCCUGCAGAAAGUCUUUUCUUUACUAUUGUAGUUGAGUAAUUCAUAUUUAGAGUCAAAUGUCCAGUAGCAUUUCUAAUUUUGAGCAUUCACCUUGCUACCUUUAAAAAACAUCUGAGUGUUAAGUGGCCUUUUUAUUAUCAUACACAUGUACAUUCAAAGAAGGGACUUGGCGGUUUAAAAGCCACAUAUAUUUACUUUUAGUUCCCUAAAUUUACUUUACAUGAAACAUAGACAUACCGGCAAACUCACAUAUUGCUGGUGCUAACCUUCUAUUUCAUAGUGUUGGCAUAUUCCCCUUUUCUUAGAUUCUUAUCCAAAAUAUAGGUACAAAUCCUUUGCUCUAUGCAGAGGAAAUUAUAUCCUUUUUCUUCUCCUACAAAAACAUACUUUCUUAGUAUCCAUCAUUACUUUCCUUUAUGCUUGCGCAAUAUGCAGUAUGCUGUUAUUCUACCGUGUACCUUAAAGGAUGACAGCAAAGUUAUUGACAAUAUAGAAACUAUUUUCUUUCUAGAAAUGAUGGCUCAGCCCCACUGUAGCAGCUGGCAUGUGUGGUCAAGUGGAUAGUUGUACUCUUGCAAGUUGGAUUUAAUAUUAUAUAUACUGGACCUUCAGACUGUUAAAAAUCAAUGUAACUUUUUUUUAUUGCUACGGCAAGCAAUUAGUAUUUCACUGCACGUCUUCCACACUAAUGUUCAUUUCUAAGUCUUAUGUGUAGGCAUUUGUUAGUUCCAAUGAUUUCCUCACUAAUAUAACACUUUUUAAUGGGAAUCUUUCCACCUAGAGCCCUGGAAUGAUAAUGCUACGGUAAUUCUUCUGAAUUGACUUUUUCUUUCAUCCUGUCAGCUUUGGACGUUAUCCCAAUAAUGGCAGGGAACAGGUGAAGUAAGAGCAGUAACAAAGAAUGGUAGAUGUGUCAGCUUUGUAUUGGCUCGGAUAUCACUGUGCCCGUACAAAGUAGGCGAAAUACCUCAGUUAAAAUUUUUCCACCAAAGUCUUUAAAAGAAGAGUAUACUAAAGGGCAGUUACAGUACUUACUUCUAACAGCUUCUAAACAGUACAUGUUUAACAUUUCAUUUCAAAAUCACCCCAAAUUUGCACUAAAUACCAAGGAAGUGUUAUUUUGCUUUAGUUGUGUUGCAGUUUUCUGAGCAACAAACUAUGGGGAAAUUCUGUAAAAGCAUAUAAAAAGUAAGACUUUUUUUUAAAUGAAUGAUUACUAUGUUAAAUGCAAGCUUUUUUUUUUUUUUCAUUUUUUUUUAAACAAAUAUACACGUCUCCUGGCAAGGUUAUAGAUGAUUAACCUCUGUUCAUAGACUUAUAUAUAGAACUACAGGAUUUUUUGUUUACUUUUUUAAUUUUUCAAGUGCAAUUGUUUCUUACACAAACAUUAAUUACUAUUAAAUUAUCAUUUAGCCCGUUAUCUGCAAAUGUAUAGUAUGUAUUGUCUCUUCUUGUGACGUUUACUUUAAUUGCUUAUUUUAAAGCAGAAACAUUAGUUACAAGUGUCUUACAAUAUUUUUACUGACAGUAAAGUUGAGACUUAAUGAAAAUACCUUAGUGUGAUUUUAAUAUAAUUUGGAUAUUUCGGUUGUAUAAAGUUUAAUGUAAAAUGUCCAUUAUUGAAGGGAAAAGAUCUUUCAAUAAAAAAUACCCACGAGA
Messenger RNA from Sapajus apella (tufted capuchin), 7045 nucleotides. It is a transcript of the gene CRACD, whose product is annotated as capping protein inhibiting regulator of actin dynamics. The record is from RefSeq and is a predicted model, not a curated record. The coding region runs from base 328 to 4260 and encodes 1310 amino acids. The transcript has 12 exons. Gene Ontology annotation, biological process: negative regulation of barbed-end actin filament capping; maintenance of gastrointestinal epithelium. NCBI's taxonomy places the organism in Eukaryota, Metazoa, Chordata, Mammalia, Primates, Cebidae.